UGUGUAUUCUGCAUGUAAAUCAAUAAUGGGACUUGUGAAAGCGUACGGCAAAUCUUAUUACCACACCCUACUACAGGUUUUACCGGUUUUCUACGUAAUAUGGCACACCUUAAUCGGACAAUCAGCGGUACAUUCCCAGGGCUACAAUUACGCACUGAUGGGUCUGUCGGUGACGUGUGAUUUCGAGUGGGGAUUAUGCGGAUGGAACCAGGAGACAGCGCCGUUGGAUCAGUGUGACUGGCGACGACAACGCGGUGUCGCCGGGAACGGCUGGUUUAAGAUACAGGGCGAUCAUACUCCCGGGAAAGAUGCACAUGGAUACUUCCUGUUUCUGGACGCGGCGGACUGCCUGCCCAAACCCCGCCCACCCAGUAUCCCUAUGGAUCCCGACCUGAUCGACAGCUUCGAACAGCCGGAGCCCGACGAGAUCCUGGCGCAGCAGAUGGGUGUGGCCUCUUCCUCCCGCCUCCAGCCGCCCCUUACCGGCCGUCUCCAGGAUCCGCCGCCGCGCUUCAACCGUACCCACCGGAAAUGGCAGAAAUCCCUCACCGGUAAAUUCCUCCACCAUCACCGGCCGCGACCAGCCGCUCUGACAUCGGGGUAUCCGUAUAAUCAGCGCCAAGGAAUCAGUUACAAUAACUAUAAUUAUUAUCCCGACACCAUGUAUCCGUCGUCGGCGUCCUAUCCUGUAAAAAAUCAAUACGCCACGGGGCGGUAUGUGCCGCCGGUUAACACGGAUACCAACUCCGAUACCAAGCCUUAUGAUCUGCCGGCAACGGGGGGUUAUAAUAGCGCGGGACAAGCCGCACCGGAUCCCCGGGAUUUGGCUGGGAUGCCGGUGGCGCCGCCUAUGACCAAUCCCUUUAAUAUGCAACCUAACAAUCAUGUCGGACAUAUGCCGGCCGGCGGCGAUACCGCACAGCCGUACACCGCCCAUCUGAUGGGGCCGCGCAUCGAGACGCCGGUGAACUUGACGUUGACGUUCUGGUAUCAUAUGCGCGGAAACAACCUUGGCCGGCUGACGCUCUACCGGAAGGUACUGGCACGGCCCGACCAGAUCAUCUGGGAGAAGACCGGCCAGCAGCAUUCGGGAUUCCAAUGGAUAGAAGCGCAUGUCGCUCUGCAGCGCGGCAGUUAUCAGUUACUUUUCGAGGGCACCAUCAACUCAGCCCAGUCUGCCGGUGCAGGUGCCGGUUACAUCGCCUUGGACGACAUCCAGUUGGACCGAGAAGCCGAAUUACCGCUGCUUAACAGCCCGUCAUACGUUAACCCCGCCACUCCACCGCCACAUCCAGCAUCCGCUGCCCAGCUCCCCAUCUCCCACUACAACGGCUACAUCCCCGUGGACACCACCGUCUCCACACACUCCACCCGCACCAUCACUUCCACAACGCCUCCGCCCACCACCACGCCCACCACCAUGGGGCACCCAUUCCUGUUGCCCAACUGGAGCAUCUCACCGGAGGGGUACCUGGUCUUCCCGAAAUUCGUUCCCGAGACGACGCGUGCACCGAUGACCUCGAGGGUCACCUCGACGAUCGCGAUGGAAGGUCACAGGACACCGGAAGGAGCGGCUGGUACGAAGGCCUACAUUCGUAUGACGCCGCGUAUUCUGUCGCGGGAAGAGAUGCCGAUGGUGGGGCGAGCACGGAUGGACAACGGUGGGCGCCACGAGGGGAAUGCGCUGCUGCCGUUGGACCAUACAGAGAUCUCCGCGGUGAUCAAACCACCUCCGGACGACGGGUUCAACCAAACCAAAUUGUUUAUAAUUAUCGCCUCCUGUUUCGGAGCGGCCGGCGUCCUGGCUAUCAUUGCCUUUAUCGUUAAGCACGGCAAAUCCGGUGUGUAUAGUUUGAUACCUUGCCUACGCCACCGGCUAGACACGAUGCCGGUAACGCCGCGUGCCUCCUACGUCCGGCGACCGCGCCAUCCUCCUCCGCCGCCUCCUGUUGCGCCCCGACAGUUUACGUAGAAACGAAAUCCCCGGUUUAAUUUAGAUUCUGUUUCCUGGAAUGUGUAGCGUUAAGUGUUAAUGUUGCUGCUUAAUACAACAGCACUGACCACAUGAAUUUUAUACACUUCGAUCUUGGUCUUUGACCUACAAAUGUAUGUGUCGAUAUAUAGAU
Messenger RNA from Paramacrobiotus metropolitanus, 2126 nucleotides. RefSeq lists its product as uncharacterized. Gene Ontology annotation, cellular component: membrane. NCBI's taxonomy places the organism in Eukaryota, Metazoa, Tardigrada, Eutardigrada, Parachela, Macrobiotidae. The coding region runs from base 26 to 1972 and encodes 648 amino acids. The record is from RefSeq and is a predicted model, not a curated record. The transcript has 7 exons.